CCACCAUCCCAGCAUCCACCCCCAGCUGCCUGAGCGCGUGAGCAGACUGCUGAUGAGGCCAUGGCAGUUAACGAUUGCCAGGUCCUGGGGCUGCAAUGGGCUUGGUGUCACCAGGGUGGUGACACGUGUUCCCCACACCCCCGGUCCCUCUCCUGCACUGACAAUGGCUUCUCUUGUUGGUGCCAUGGUGGCAUGGUGUGCCUGAAUUCCCUCACUGAAUGAACCGUUUCCCUGCUCCCUGUUGAAUUCCUGGAGUGACUACUGGGGCCUCCCAGCCCACGGCAGGGGGUCAAGGAUGGUAACUUCCCACUAACCCACUCCCUCCAUUUUCCCAUAUCCCUCCACUGUCGUUUGACGGUUUCCAUCUCUCUCAAGACUCAAAUCUCUCCUGUAGUACCCAAAUACCCUCCAUGCCUCAAAGCUUUCCCCUAAGACCACAUUCUUCCCUCUAGGAUUCAAAUCCCUUGCCUCCAACCCUAAAUCACUCUCCUCAGAUUCAAAUCUUUCCCCGUCAGACCUAAUGCUCUCUCCUGGGCCCCGGUGCUCCCCCUCCAGGCUUCUUAAUUCCCGCCUCCCGGUACCCAAUUCCCCCUAAGCUCCAAGUAACCCACUCCCUUGGCCCCAACUCUCCUACUCGAAGAAUCAAAAGAUCCCCCCCCGGGACCUAAAUCUCGUCGCGCAAGACCCACAUCUCUCCCUUCACCUUAAAUCCCCCCCCUCGCCGGCCCGUCUUCCCCCUCAGAGCCCCUCCUCCGGCCUUUUCCCUCCUCCCACGGCCGCUCUCCCUCAGCCGGGGCCGGGCGCGGGGCGGCGAUGGCCGGCGGGGCGCGGGAGCUGGCCGGGUAUCUGGCGGCGCUGGCCGGCUGGGUGGCGGGACUGGCGGCCGCCGUGCUGCCGCAGUGGCGGCAGAGUUCAUACGCCGGGGACGCCAUCAUCACGGCCGUGGGGCUCCACGAGGGGCUGUGGAUGAGUUGCGCCGCCCAGAGCACCGGGCAGGUGCAGUGCCGCCUGCACGACUCGCUGCUCUCCCUCGAAGUUCACAUCCAGACAUCCCGGGCUCUCAUGGUCAUUUCUCUCCUCCUGGGCUUCUUUGGCAUCAUCGUGAGCGUGAUGGGCAUGAAAUGCACUAAAGUUGGGGAGGAGGAUCCUGUCACCAAAAGCCGCGUAGCUGUUGCUGGAGGUGUUCUCUUCAUUCUCUCUGGUCUGUGCACACUGGCUGCCGUGUCGUUGUAUGCAACACAGGUGACCUAUGAGUUCUUCAGAGAGAGCACCAUCCCCAUCAACGCUAGGUCACCCAUGAGCGCAGCCCUGCAGGUGACAGCAUUUGGGCUCACUCUUCUCUCAACACUCUUCCUACUCCUGGCCACGUGUACAGACUGCUGGAUGGUCAAUGCUGAUGACAGCUUGGAGGUGAGCAGAGAAAUCACCUGGAAGGUGAGCAGAGUAGCCACCUUUAAGGUGAGCAGAGCAACCGUCAUCCUCAAGGUAAGUCACAAAUGCCGGGGCCUUUGGAGGGAGUGUGUCACCAACAUGCAGGAUGGGGUCAGGACCUGUGACCAAUAUGACUCGAUUCUGGCUGACCACCCAGUGAAGAUCGUGGUGACACGGACCCUGAUGAUCAUGGCAGAUCUCCUGGCUGGCCUGGCUUUGGCUACACUGGUCCUUGGGCUCGACUGCAUCACGUUCCUCAAGGAAGAUCCUUGUGUCAAACUGAAGAUGUGCUAUGGAGCUGGAGUCAUACUCUGCACUGGGAGCAUCCUGGGGCUCAUAGGCUCUGUGUGGUAUGCAGUGGACGUCUACGUGGAGAGGGCCAUGCUGGUAUCACACAAUAUAUUCCUGGGAGUCCACUAUGACUUUGGGUGGUCGUGCUGGCUGGGGAUGGCUGGCUCCACGGGCUGCUUUGUGGCAUCUGUCCUGCUGACCUGCUGCCUCUAUUCCUGCACAGCCCCCAGCAGCUGCUGUCAACCCCAGAGGCAUCCCCAGCCCUGGGGCCAAACAGCCACCCGGACAGCCACCAGCAAGAUGUACGCCAUGGAUUCCUGUGUGUGAUGGCC
Messenger RNA from Vidua chalybeata, 2054 nucleotides. Its product is annotated as claudin-16-like. The record is from RefSeq and is a predicted model, not a curated record. Gene Ontology annotation, biological process: cell adhesion; bicellular tight junction assembly. Lineage: Eukaryota; Metazoa; Chordata; Aves; Passeriformes; Viduidae. Gene Ontology annotation, cellular component: bicellular tight junction; plasma membrane. Gene Ontology annotation, molecular function: structural molecule activity.